GUUCAGGACCUUUAGGCUAAUUUAAAUUACAACACGUUCGAAAGUCAAGAUCACUUGCUUUGCACAAAGGUGUUGUUGAAAGGCAACUUAAAAAACAAAAGCCGGAGGGGAAACCUUUUUGAGGAUGACGGCAAACCCCACGUCAUUGUUUUUGGUUCUGUUUCUCUGCUUUGGCUUUCCAUGGGCGAGAUAUGCUGUCGAAGCCAGGAUAGCUCUGGACCAAGAUGCAAUUGAAGGAGGCGGAUUUGAUCAAGGAAACAGUCAACAACUACGUCUCGGCGUAGGCAGUUCCAAGCCCCAUUGUGCACCGGAAUGCAUAGACACAAUACCUGUAGGUCCGCAUUCCUGUCAUCCCAAUCCUUGUCGGAAUGGGGGAAUAUGUACCUCCCUACGCCGACAUCGACGUCUCACAAUGAAGGUGCCAGAUGGGCUUUGGUUUAACAAGUACCAUUGUAAAUGUCCAUCGGAGUUUACUGGUAAAAACUGCGAACAAAAUCUUUCUGUGUGCAAAUUCAAUCAUUGUUUGAAUGGAGGAACGUGUCAAGCCCUGUAUCGAAGGAGUCCUUCCUCCUUCCCGAAUAAAAGUGACAAGAAACGUGCGAUCCCUGAAGAUUUUAUCCCCUCCUGGUACUGUGAGUGUCCACCCAAGUAUACUGGUAUGCGCUGCGAACAGGUCGUAGAUCCAUGCAUCCCAAACCCUUGCCAAAAUGGAGGGUCAUGUUCGAGUCAAGGAUCCACGUUUAGCUGUGGCUGCAGAUCUCAAUAUACUGGAAGACGUUGCGAGAUCCUGAAUGGUGCAUGUGCGCAGAAACCUUGCCAGAAUGGAGGAACAUGUUACUCCCUUGGAAACAAGAUGCACUUUUGUUUCUGUAAACCUCAGUUCACUGGAAGAAGUUGCGAGAAAGUAAAUUGCAACGCUCGGCCAUGCAGGAAUGGAGGGACAUGCCUCAGUGUAGAAAGGAGAUCAUUCUGCAAGUGUCCAGCUGGAAUUACUGGGGAUCUUUGCGAAGGCGAGAUCCCAGUUGUUACAAAAGAUCCACAAGACUCCAUUCGAAUGGAGGGUGAUGGCAUAACACUUUGUUGCCAGGCGACAGGGAAACCUACUCCUGUGUAUGAAUGGUUUCACAACGGUGCACCCCUACUGCACCAGUUACGAAAUAGAAACCUACGUCUGUCUAGAUUGUCUUCACGUGAUUCUGGUUCAUAUCAAUGUCGUGCAAAAAACAAGUUUGGGGCAACAGUAUCCAACGAAGCGACGCUGACAGUUGUGCCUGGUAAUCGCGAAGACUCAUGCAACCCCACCCCACUGACAGAAGUUGUGUCAUUGCCUGAAGGAUGCACAGAAGAUACCAGUGGGAGUAACAGCGUCAAUGUUGGUACUUGUUCUAACGAAGCAUGCGUAAAGCGUAACCAACGUCAUGCUGGAAGCUGUGGAGGACACGACUCCACUCGACAAUGCUGUAGCCCAGCUUCUAUGUCUGACAGCCGCGUGAGUUGCAAAAGCGGUAUAAAGUUCAACAUUCAGAAAGUCUCUAAAUGCGCAUGUGCAGACUGUGCUGUCUCAAAAAUUGUUGUUCGAGGUAAAGUGGUCGAUCCGAUGGGAAAUCCCCUGUGGCGUGGCGAGAUGACUGUGAGCAAUGACGUUGGUAGCCGAUACUAUACGGAUAGGCGAGGAAAUUUUAAAAUUCUGGUCAAGUCAGGAACCAAGCGAAUAGUAUUAACGGUAAAAGACAAUUUUCAAGGACUGCUCGAAGAUACAACGAAAGUUUUCGAACUUCAUGAGGGGCAAGUGUCUUUUUAUACCAUUGUUCUUCAAAAGAAACCGCCGGUGAUCAAAUUCCCAGCAAACAAUAAAAAAAGUGUUCCCCUUGGAGGAUCCGGGGGGAGACCAAAUUUUGUCGAUCUGGACAUCCCUGCAAAUGCCUUCCUCACAGCUGAUGGAAGAGUAUAUACCGGUGAGAUCACAGCAACCAUUGGGGUGAUUGAUCCUAGAAGCCAGGCAGACAUGACAGCAGCGCCUGGGGAUUUUUCAGCUAUUAACGACAAUGGAGAGGAGGUGGCACUCGGAUCUGUUGGAAUGCUGAGGCAAGUUUUUACAGACAGUAAUGGUAAUCAGCUCAGUCUUGGUAAAAACAUCUCAGUCCGCAUCGACGCUGACCUGUUAGACAUACCCAACGGUGUCACAGUUUAUCAAUGGUACCUGAGCAAGGAAACUGGUCGCUGGGUUAAGUUCGGAGUAUUACGCCCUGAGCAAGGCGGCAGCUCUAGACCAAAGAGACGCGAACGAGCAAGGAAGUUCUUUGUGAGUGAAAUUACACCAAAUGUUCCUUUAGACAACAUCAACUGGGAUUACGUUACUGUUGUCAGUUAUGUCCGAAUCACGGCUCCCUCAGGCACAGUUGUGUCUCGCAUCGGUCUGAGCGACAAUGGGUUACAGUACACCUCUUAUCGCCAAGAUACAGUCCCUGCUAGUGGAACCCUGUGCAUUCUAAGCUUACGAGACAAGCGAGCCAUUCUUCAAGCUGAACGCGAUGGAGCGCCUCUCAUUCCACGACAGCCUACUGGCUUUCCUCUAUUGGUGAACCCUGAGAUCAUUGACGGGUCUUCUGUGGGUAACGUUUUCAAAAUCCAGUCCUUCCGGUUCACUUCCACUAAAGUAGAUGAUCGAGGUCCCAUUUACCUCAGAGGCGAGGAUGGCAGAUGUUCACAAAGAAGAGCAAAUGAUUUUGCUUUUGAAUUCCGAGAUGCCAAUGCAGGGCAAUUGUUCCACUGGCAAAGUAUUAGAAUUGACGAUCCCAGCGAUCCUCGGUUGUGGCAGGUGAGACCUGAUGAGAUUUGUUUUGUCAAAGCACUUGUUGUAGGGACAAAGCCCGACUCAGUCAUAUAUGUGGGAAGCAUUGGAAAAGCUCCUGGUCAAUCUGACGUGGAAUACGGUUACACUGCGGAGAAGAGUGCCACGGUUGGUGGACAGGGUGUGGUGUGCUUGGAAUACCGAUGUAAUGAGGGCUCAUCAGGACAGUACCAGACCCACUUACAAUUCCUCACGCUAACAGGAUCAUGCACAGUUCAGGGGCUCAACAAUGUUUUGAAUGGUGCGCAAAAUCGAUGUACUGUGCCGCCAGCCAGUUCCUCAAGUCAAGAGCACAACUUUUGUGUUCCACAUUUGGUGGGAGGUGACGCUGGGCUCUACUCUGGAGAUACAGGUGUGGCCAAGAACAGGUGUCUUACAGGGAACCAGCAGUACAACUCAGGCCGACCA
Messenger RNA from Pocillopora damicornis (cauliflower coral), 3259 nucleotides. Its product is annotated as cartilage intermediate layer protein 2. Gene Ontology annotation, cellular component: plasma membrane; protein-containing complex. Gene Ontology annotation, biological process: establishment or maintenance of epithelial cell apical/basal polarity; heterophilic cell-cell adhesion. Gene Ontology annotation, molecular function: calcium ion binding. The record is from RefSeq and is a predicted model, not a curated record. NCBI's taxonomy places the organism in Eukaryota, Metazoa, Cnidaria, Anthozoa, Scleractinia, Pocilloporidae.